Molecule: messenger RNA, 5310 nt
Organism: Siniperca chuatsi (mandarin fish)
Lineage: Eukaryota; Metazoa; Chordata; Actinopteri; Centrarchiformes; Sinipercidae
Gene: actr2a
Product: actin related protein 2a
Exons: 9
Coding region: 110-1294 (394 amino acids)
Biological process (GO): Arp2/3 complex-mediated actin nucleation
Cellular component (GO): actin cortical patch; Arp2/3 protein complex
Molecular function (GO): actin filament binding
Source: RefSeq, a predicted model, not a curated record
AAGGAAUCACACCCGAAGUGUUAUGUGUGUUGCUUCCGGUGGCUUGGUUAGCUUGACGUUAGCUAGUUUGUAGGCAGGAGGAGGCUUCUGCUGCAUUCAGGGAACAAAAAUGGACAGUCAAGGGAGAAAAGUCGUGGUUUGUGACAAUGGAACCGGGUUUGUCAAGUGCGGCUAUGCGGGCUCCAACUUUCCCGAACACAUUUUCCCAGCGCUGGUUGGCCGGCCAAUCAUCCGCUCCACAGCUAAAGUUGGCAACAUUGAAAUCAAGGACCUGAUGGUGGGGGAUGAGGCCAGCGAGCUGCGCUCCAUGUUGGAGGUGAACUACCCCAUGGAGAACGGCAUCGUUAGGAACUGGGACGACAUGAAGCACCUGUGGGACUACACCUUCGGCCCUGAGAAACUCAACAUCAACUCGCGCAACUGCAAGAUCCUACUGACGGAGCCGCCCAUGAACCCCACCAAGAACAGAGAAAAGAUCAUAGAGGUGAUGUUUGAAACAUACCAGUUCACAGGAGUUUAUAUCGCCAUCCAGGCCGUCCUAACGCUCUACGCUCAAGGACUGCUGACCGGCGUGGUGGUCGACUCCGGCGACGGCGUCACUCACAUCUGUCCGGUGUACGAGGGCUUCUCCCUGCCCCACCUGACCCGACGUCUCGACAUCGCGGGGAGGGACAUAACACGCUACCUCAUCAAGCUGCUGCUGCUGCGAGGUUACGCCUUCAACCAUUCGGCGGACUUUGAGACGGUGAGGAUGAUGAAGGAGAAGCUUUGCUAUGUCGGUUACAACAUCGAGCAGGAGCAGAAGCUGUCGCUGGAGACAACAGUGCUGGUCGAGUCGUACACGCUCCCGGACGGCAGGGUGAUCAAGGUGGGAGGUGAGAGGUUCGAAGCCCCCGAGGCUCUGUUUCAACCUCACCUCAUCAACGUGGAGGGGGUGGGUGUGGCCGAGCUGCUCUUCAACACCAUCCAGGCCGCAGAUAUCGACACCAGGUCUGAGUUCUACAAGCACAUCGUCCUGUCCGGAGGCUCCACCAUGUAUCCCGGCCUGCCGUCCCGCCUGGAGCGCGAACUGAAGCAGCUGUACCUGGAGCGAGUGCUGAAGGGAGACGUCGACAAGCUAUCGAAAUUCAAGAUCAGGAUAGAGGACCCCCCUCGGCGUAAACACAUGGUGUUCCUGGGCGGCGCCGUGCUGGCCGACAUCAUGAAGGACAAGGACAACUUCUGGAUGACGCGGGAGGAGUACCAGGAGAAAGGGACACGAGUGCUGGAGAAGCUCGGAGUCACCGUCAGAUAAAACACAAACAAACAAACCCCCUCGCCAUCCAUCCACCCUGUCAGCUGAUAUCCAUGCAUCACUUACCUUGAUGUGUCUGGAUGGGCACACUGUGUCUUCGAUUCACGCUCAUUUUGAAAAGCAAAGAGGGAAGGAUAGAUGGAAGGAGGGAGGAAGGGAAAGAGGGGUGAAGGAUGUGGAGCUUUGGGGUAAGAAGUCUCAUGGCGAGGGCGGGGGAUUACCAGAGUUCUUGAAUAUUUGCCCACGACACAAAAAAAUCCAGAGAAUUAUGUUUUGAGAAGGUAGUGGCCAUUAAGUGCUGCAAAAUACUGCAGCUCCGUUUAAAGGAAUAGUACAACAUUUUAGGAAAUACUUGCCUGUAAAUAUUUACCGUACAGACAUGAGAGCGGUAUCAAUCUCAAUAAGCGUAUUUCUUAACUCUUCCUUUCUGAGACCAGUCUACUUUGAUAAAGUGGAGAUAUUCUAAUAUUUUUUUAGAGCAGCUCAUCUGCGAGUAUUUUGGGUUGUCUGCCACCCACAUGAGGCCAAAAUGAGCUCCUGGCUGUUUUGAAGUUGAAGACGACGACGACGACGUUGAUGAUGAUGAUUAUUAUUAUUAUUAGUGAUGCAUUUAAGUCCCAUUCCAAAACGAGACCGCCGCCAUGUGAAAAAUGUGUCACCUAAUCAGUCAAAACAGACGCUGGCAUUAAAAAUAAUGCUCACAGUGUGGAGCAUUCCAGAGAUUAGAUAUCUGAACACAUAGAUCAUUACACACUGUGUCUUUUAAAAUCCUGAUCAUCAAAUAACACCACACACACACACACACACACACACAUUUCCUGUUUAAUGUUUUGGAAUGACUCUCUGUGCUGUAGGUGCAGCAGGGCAGGCAGCCAUUUUUAACUCAGCACCUCGUUUGUCUAUCUUUGUGUCUUCUCCUUGUUGGGACAUUUGCUUGCUUCUUGAGCAGUUCAUAUCUUCCACAGGAGGUGUGAUUUUAAAUAUGAAGAUGAAUACAUGGAAAAAAAUCUGAAGGAAACUCUGAAGUUCCUCAGUCUUUGACUUUUCUCGCCUUCUUUCCAAAUGACAGCGUUGGAAGGUUUGAUUUGUGGUGGUUUUCCAUUCCUUAACGGUUACAAAGCAUCAAGUCGUUCCUUAGUCUCGAUCCAGGACUGUCAUACUGCAUAUCAACGUCCUGCGUCAACAUCUCCAGAAGUUCGGACACUUCAGUCACUGAGCAGCUCUUAAAAUGGGAAGAAUAAAUAAAAAGUCUGAACUCACUGGAUGGAUAUUUUUAUUUGUGGGGAAAAAAUGACAUUAGGUUGCCAGUAAAAGGUCUUUACCGACGUGAAAUCACAGAUGGCGCAGGGUGGCUGUUUCAUUCAGUGGUAUUGUAAUUUCUCGUUAAUUUAAUUGUAAUUUAGCUUCCGGCCACCAGUGGCAGCACUGAGCAGGGGUCCGUUUUACCAAAUUUGCAACACGCAGGCUGGAUGUGGUUUGAACACGACAUAAUUUCCUCUUGUGUUAAUAUCUGUGACCCACGCACGAGCAUGUGGAAGCCCUGCAGGACAAACAGAGUUGCAAAGAUUAGUUUAUUAAUCGAUCAGUUAACUGACAGAAAUUAACCGCCAACUAUUUUGAUUAAAGUCAUUAAUUGCCAUAUUUUACAUUCUCUUGUAUCAGCUUCGCACGUGAAAACGACACAUGUGAAGACGUCACCUUGUGUUUAAGGAGACUGUGAUGGGUAUUUUUCACAGUUUCACAGACCAAACGAUUAUUUGAUUUAUUGAGAAAAUAACUGUCAGGAUUAAUCAGUAAUAGAAAUUAUUGUUAGUUGCAGACCUAAUAAUUUGCGUGCGUCGAAUGCUUUUGCGACCCGGCCCCGCUGCUGCACUCAGUGAGCGAAAAGAAAUCUCGCAGCAUCUUUGAUUUCACGUGGUUUGUGUCGAAUGCAAUGGAGGAGAUCUUUCUCGGUCAGACGAAUUCGUGUGUUUUGGUACUUUACUCUCACGUGACAUAGUUUUUCAUUCUUUUCCUAAGUUUUAUGAGCUUCAGUGACUGAAAUGUGGGGGAGAUACAGGACUGUGAUACAAGCUAGGCAUUUCUCUUGUGACAAUAAUGCACCACUGAGGCUCCGUUAGCUUUUUUUUUUUUUUUUACUUUAAGUUUCUUUUCUCUUUAUGUUCCUGAACAUUGAUGUGCUUUUUGUUUCAGAGGAGACCCGGCCUUCAACCUUCCUCUGAGGGACUGUUAUAAGUCUGAUUGUUCAGCUGUCUGUUGACCUGUAUCAUUCCCUGUGUUCGCUGAGGGUCACAGUGACGCUUUCCGCCCUUAACAGCUGAUCUGGGGUCAGUCAUCGCUAUCAAACUACUACUUUAAAGUGUGGUGAACAUAUGAAUUGGCUGGUCCUGGGUCAGAUGUUAGGGGCAAAUUUGAAACAUAUCCUGUUUUAAGAGGAAAUCUCCAAUAGGAAGUAAUUCCACGUCUUGGUCUAGAAGGAGAAAAGGAGGCGCGGAUAGUAGAGUCAAACCGUGUGAGCCGAUGAUGCAAACAUUUCUGGAAGUAUAAACGAUCUCAUUGGUUGAGAUAAAUCUCAGUGGGCGGAGCAGAAAUUCGAUAAGGAAACACAGAAGAGAAGAGACAAGAAAUCUAAUAUUAUGAACUGUAGUGUCCUGGCAUACCACGCUAGCUGUUAGCUUGUUAGUUUAGCUGGAGUUCAGGCUAGCCAUACUAGCUUGUUGCUAUCUAGGUCAGUCAGUUAGUUAACCUGCUGACCUUCUAACAUCAUGAAUGGCAUUGAUAUGAAGAUAUUAAAAACAUCAUUACAGUUUAUCUAAUUAUUUUUAACUUAGCUAACUAGUCGCUGCAGUGAAAGCUGUGUUUCUUCUCCAGCCAAGGAGGUUUGAAAGAAAGUUUGUGCUCGAUCCUGCAGGUUGAUGGUACUUAAGGAGGACAGUCAUCGCUGGAUUGGCUUUAUGUCGGGCAAUGAACGUAGUAUCUGCAAUUUCUUGUAACUUAUCAGCCAACGCACAGUAUUUGCCGGUACAAGUGUAUCUGUGACGAGAUCAAAUCGGCCGGUAAUAUCGUCCACGCCGGUGUUGAGGUCGGGCUCCAGCUGAGACAAACCUCACUGUCCUGCAACGCUUGUGGAUGGUCGUUCAACAAGCUUACUGCAUGUAACCUUUAAAAAAAAACAGCCAAUCAGAUGCCAUGCGAUUAAAAUGACUACCUUUUUAAAGAGUGGGGAGGUGGGCAAAGCGACUUGUUCUAUAAGUAUUUUUACCGACUGUAACAUGAAUAAUUUAAUGAGACAAGAGGUUAUAUUAUGGUCAUUGGUUAAAAAAUUUAGCUUCUGAAAAAUCGUCACGUUGUUAUGUCGAGUCGCUGUAAAUACAACAGUACCCAUGAGCCUCAGUUUCUUUAGAGAAGACAGCAGCCGGAGUUGUGGCAUGUCGGGAUCGCUUUGUUGUUGCAGUCGGGACCUAACUGUGUAACCGACGUAAAGUUGAACGCAUGCUCUGUUCAGCCAAUGAGAUCAUUCUGGGAUUUGCAUCCGUAACACUGCAUCUGCACACCGGGGAGAGAUUUGGGGAACGUAAGAGUGCAGUCGGUCUUUUCCAUUUGAAUUUGCAUUACAGUUUUCUUAUUCCUCAUGACCACACUUCCCUCUCCUCCUCCUCCUCCUCCUCCUCCUCCUCGGCCUUGGCUGUGCUGAAGAUGAAUAUGUGGGUUUGGGGUUACAGGAGUUAGGUGAUUUGUGUUUUGGGUUACUGAAAUAUUUUUUGUAAUUUUAAUAAGAAUCUGGUGUCAGGAAAUGGAGACCACGUAAAAGCUGGUAUUUGUGGUUUCCGUCUCAGUUCUUAUGUGUAUAUUGGAGGCGCUUGGUUCACAUAUAUAUAAUUUCCUCUUGACAACACGGUCAUCAAGUGCCAAGUACAGUUAUUCUUGCUGGAUAUUAUGUUUGGUCGUCCUUUUUAUGUUUUGUUUAUAGCAUAACUGCCAACCGCUGAUUUAAAUAAAGCAGAGUGAUUUAUAGA